Molecule: messenger RNA, 1346 nt
Organism: Amorphotheca resinae ATCC 22711
Lineage: Eukaryota; Fungi; Ascomycota; Leotiomycetes; Helotiales; Amorphothecaceae
Product: glycosyltransferase family 1 protein
Exons: 1
Coding region: 37-1089 (350 amino acids)
Molecular function (GO): glycosyltransferase activity
Source: RefSeq, a predicted model, not a curated record
GCAGCGUACGACAAUGAGCACCUCUUUGUUCGUUCCAUGCCCAGCCAGUAUGAAAGUCUUCAGGCUGCGUUGAAGGGUUUGAAGGCCAAGGAGCCGGAUAGGAACGUGGUGCUUGUCGUUGACAAUGGGUUCAUGGGCAUCUUGCCAAGCAUGUUGAAUGCCCCUGGUAUGAAACCGGAAGCACAUAUCACUCUAGGCAUACUACCACUGGCUCUCUCGAGUAUCGACACCGCGCCGUUCGGGUCCUGCCUCCUGCCAGACUCCUCUCCAGCUGGACGAGCCCGGAACACAGCACUCAACGCCACGAGGCGCGAAGAACUCUGUGAUCUCCAAAACGUCUUUAACGAACUCCUCUCUUCUGUCGGGGCGCGAACAACGGACCGCUUAUACACUGAUGAUGCAGUCUUGCUCCCCGAUCGCUACAUCCAGAUGUGCAUUCCCGAAAUCGAGUACCCGCGCUCCGACCUCCCGUCCAACGUCCGGUUCGCAGGCGGUUUGCCCCGCGGUGCCCGCGACGCCUCGACGUCCUUCCCCCCUUUCUGGGACGAAGUACUUCACAUCUUCCGAACCAAAGAGAAGAAAAUCAUCGCCGUGUCACAAGGCACCUUUUCCAACUUUCCAACUCAACUCCUGCUCCCCACCCUCUCCGCCUUAGCCUCCAACCCCAACCUCCUCGUAAUCGCCGUCCUCGGCUCCCGCGGUGCCUCUCUCCCUCCGGAGAUUCCAAUCCCUGCCAACGCCCGCGUCGUCGACUUCAUCCCCUUCGAUGACCUGCUCCCCUACUGCGCCGUCUUCGUCACGAACGGCGGCUACGGCGCCGUGCAGCACGCUAUCGCCAACGCAACCCCGCUGGUCGUAGCUGGCUCCACGGAAGAGAAACCGGAGAACGCGGCACGUGUGCAGUGGGCGGGCAUCGGGCUUGAUCUGCGGACGGGCACGCCGAGCGAGGAGGAGCUGCGCGUGGCGGUGGAGCGGGUGUUGAAUGAUGGUGGGUUUGCUGGGAGGGUCGCGGCUCUGAGAGAGAGUAUGGAGAGGUGCGACCCGUUGGGGGUUAUUGCGGGGCAGAUCAUGGAGUGUGGGGGAAAGUAAUCUAUCUCUAUUGUCCAUCACGCUUCUCUAUCUAAAGGGCAAGAGAGAUAUAACGUCUAUCAACACCUGCCCUCAUCUCCAACCACCUACCACAUUCAUACCUCCUAUUAUUACCUCUAUACCCAAUCCCCGCAUCCAACCACUAUGUCUUUCAGAUUUUUCUGACUACAAUCUCUACACUCGUCUAGACAUUAUGGCUUGUAUUGCCAAUUUUACUAGAUUUCUAUCGAGGAAGAUUCUCACUGUCUGUAGUUGUC